AUGGAUAAAAUUACCAUUUAAAAUCUUAAAUGCAAUAAGCAUCCAAAUAAAAACCUUCAAUUUAUUUAAGUAAAUGAUGUUCUAACACAACCUAUUUCAACUAAACCUCUCUUUUACUGCUCUUCCUGUUUUAAUCACGAUCUUCAAUUUAAAUCUAUCAACUAUCUUAUGAUUGACUAGAUUUUUUAAGAAGCAGACACUAACAUCACCCCAAAAUGGCCGCCAGUCAACAACUAUCAAAUCAUCUAAGAUCUCAUCGAUCUUACAUCAAAUUAAUCUUCACUUGACUAUGUCAAGCAAAUUACAGAUUUCUUUCAUCAAUUCAAAGAAGAAUUUUUAAAUAAAAUAGAUGUCAUCUAAAAAAAGAUGAUCAAUGAAGCCUUGAAAUAUCCUAUUGAUACAUAGCAAAUCAUCAAAAGAUAUUAAGAAAUUUCAAAUAUUCUUUAGUUUAAGUAGCUUCUUAAUAACGAAUAAUCAAAUAACCUCCAAGAUCAUUCAACUCUCUGUAAACAAUUUAUCUCACAAAUGGAGUCUCAAAAAGAUAAAAAUACUGAAUUAUUGUAAAAUCUCCUUACCUAAGCAAAUUAAUUGAGAACUAAUUUCAAUAUGGAAUAUCCUCAAAUCAUUAAAUAGUAAUUACUUACUUUUAUUGACCAAAUUUCUUUCUUCAAUUUAGAUAUUCCUGAAGUUAAUAGCACAAAUCAUAAUAAUACUAGAAAUCAUAUCGAAGCUAAUAUUACAAACCAAAAUAAUUAUAAUGUAGAUUUAAAACUAACAUCUGACUUAAUCAUGAAGCUUGUUUCUAAUAAAUCAAACUUUUGUUCUGAUUAAUUCUUAAGUAAGCUAAGUGAGAAUCUUUAAAGUAUAAACCCUCUACUUAAGUAGUUUACUUUCAAAGCAGCCGUUUUCAAGGAGAAUAAAGAAUAAAUUGACUUUUCCUAAAUUAGCGAGGAAAAAAUAAAUUUGAUAGAAGAAUAUGUUAAGCAUUCAAUAGCUUUGUCGAGAGGGGAAUAGUAAUUUGUAUAGGAAUUAAAGGAUAGUUUAGAAAUAAAAUAAAUGACAUAAAUUGUAGAUUCUAAAAUGAUUUUCUUGAGGUAAGAGUUCAUUUAAUAGUUUGAAAAGUUCUUAGUUGAUGUAAAACCUUUCUUAAAAUAGAUUAAUUUCACUAAUAGUUUUAUUGACAAAAAUAAAUUUGAUUUCUACAGAAAUUUGAAUGAUAAAAGGUUUUAUUAUGCUUUAUAUGAGGAAAGUUUACCCAAUUUAGAUUUAAAAUUCUUUGUGACUUAGCGAAAUAAUGGGUAGAGAGAUUGUGUGGUAAAUAAAAAAGAAAGUGGUUAUUAUGAAAUUGAAAAAUUAAAUAAUAGUGAUUAUUAUGUGAAUUGUAUAUCAAAUUCAAAUUUAUAAAAAGAUUAGAAAUAUAUUUUUAGGAUAAAGGUUGAAAGUCUAAAUGAAGGCCAUGAUUUUAUGAUAGGUCUAAUGAGAAAUUCAAACGCUAAUUUUAAUUGUGGAUUUUAAGAGUUAUUAAGCUGUGGCUUAAAGAAAAAUAAUUAAUCUGUAAUUAAAUUUUAUAAUUAUGGUAUUGAUAAAUAAUUAAAGGGAGCAGAAUUUAAAACAAGUGGAGAGAAUAUGAUAGAACUCAGAUUGUGUUUGAAAGAAUAGAUUUUAGAAGUGUUAGAUUAUCCUAAUUACGAGUGUAAGCUAGGAUUACAGGAUUAAUAUAAACAGAAACUAACAUAAUUUGAUGAUCUAAGAUUGUAUCUUGGAAUUUGCAGUUAAGGAAGCAAAUAUAUUUUAAUGGAUGUAAAAAUAGUGAAUGAUUUUAUAAACUGA
Tetrahymena thermophila SB210 is the source of this 1830-nucleotide messenger RNA. Its product is annotated as zinc carboxypeptidase family protein. The transcript has a single exon. The record is from RefSeq and is a predicted model, not a curated record. NCBI's taxonomy places the organism in Eukaryota, Ciliophora, Oligohymenophorea, Hymenostomatida, Tetrahymenidae.